This is a messenger RNA of Brachypodium distachyon (stiff brome), 1166 nucleotides long. Its product is annotated as hydroxyethylthiazole kinase. NCBI's taxonomy places the organism in Eukaryota, Viridiplantae, Streptophyta, Magnoliopsida, Poales, Poaceae. Gene Ontology annotation, molecular function: magnesium ion binding; hydroxyethylthiazole kinase activity; ATP binding. Gene Ontology annotation, biological process: thiamine biosynthetic process. The record is from RefSeq and is a predicted model, not a curated record. Bases 123 to 944 code for a protein of 273 amino acids. The transcript has 2 exons.
CUUCUCUUUGCCUCUUUGGGGAACACUCAAGCCUCAACCCUGCAGCCCCGCCGCCGUGCCCAUCUCCUCCACGGAAGGCCCCUGCGCGCCGCCAAUCGCUGGCCGUAGCCUUAGCCUUCGGCAUGGACGAGCAGAGGACGGAGGCGUGGUGGGCUCGGCGCGCGUGGGCUCUUCUCUCGGCUGUCCGCUCGCGGGCACCGCUGGUCCAGUGCAUCACCAACCUAGUCUCCAUGGACAUCGCCGCCAACACCCUGCUCGCCGCCGGCGCGUCCCCGGCCAUGCUCCACUGCAUCCGAGAGGUCCCCGAAUUCACCCCGCGCUGCGACGCCGCCUACAUCAACGUCGGCACGCUCUCCGAAGAUUGGCUCCCCUCCAUGAUGGCCGCCGCCUCCGCGGGCCGUCCCUGGGUGCUCGACCCCGUCGCCGUUGCCGCCUCCGGCUUCCGGAUGAACACCUGCCUCUCGCUCCUCAAACUCCGCCCUUCCGUCGUCAGGGGGAACGCCUCGGAGAUCCUCGCCCUCGCCGCCGGCUCAGGCAAUUCCUCCUUCAAGGGUGUGGACAUUUUGCAUGAUUCAGAAGAUGCUCAACAAGCGGCUAAAGCAUUGGCGUGUUCAAGCGGGGCUGUUGUUGCAGUAUCCGGUGCUGUAGAUUUCAUCACCGAUGGGAAGCAGGUCAUUGGUGCAAGCAACGGUGUGCCUAUGUUGCAAAAGAUCACAGCCACAGGGUGUGCUGUGACUGCCCUUAUAGCGGCUUUUGUCGGAGCGGAUCCUUCCGAUGCUCUGGUCGCGUCAGCAUGUGCUCUUGCCAUCUUUGGACUUGCUGGAGAGAUUGGUAUGGAGUCAGCAAAGGGACCUGCCUCUCUCAGGGUCAACCUCAUCGAUGCUCUCUACUGCCUUGACGAACAAACUGUCACCUCCAGAGUAAAAAUUUCUCUGCGACCAUAAUGCAUAUGUAGUAUGGCUACCAGGCUAUCAGUUUCCAGGAAGUAGAGAAAAAAUUAUGCAUGACCUAUCAUCUACACAGACAAUAAUGUUGCACAACAUAUAAAAGUUGUUCUUGACCAGUGGAACAAGGAGACUUGCAUAAGUACUUUUGCUGCUGGCGUUGCACAAUGCUUUGAGAUGGCUGCACGAGCUGUCUGUUCCAACGUUUUGGUGCAAGAUAAA